UGGCCACUGCCCUUUAAAUACGUUACUCUUUGCUUCAAGCCACAGCCACCAAACGUACCUCAAAGUCUGUUCAAGAACGUUUUGGGGAAACGUGUCGUUUAGUACAAACCGUUCCGCAACGUAGCAAACGUUCAAGCGAACUGAACGCACAGGUCUAGUGUACCGCGGUCUCGCGCACCGUGCAGACAGCCAAGCUCGAGCCUACCGGAGCGGUGUAACGUUCUGAACGGUAAAGAUGGCAGAACGACAGCAGAAACAUGAAGGCGGCCGAGUGAAGAUCGGACAUUACCUCUUAGGAGACACUCUGGGCGUCGGCACAUUCGGCAAAGUAAAGAUUGGAGAACACCAGUUGACAGGUCAUAAGGUGGCAGUGAAGAUCCUGAACAGACAGAAGAUCAGGAGUCUGGACGUGGUGGGCAAGAUCAAACGAGAGAUACAGAACCUCAAACUCUUCAGACACCCUCACAUCAUCAAACUGUACCAGGUGAUCAGUACUCCUACAGAUUUCUUCAUGGUGAUGGAGUAUGUCUCAGGAGGAGAGCUGUUUGACUACAUCUGCAAACACGGACGGGUAGAGGACAAAGAGGCUCGUCGGUUGUUCCAGCAGAUUAUCUCUGGUGUAGACUACUGCCACAGACACAUGGUGGUGCACAGAGACCUCAAACCUGAGAAUGUACUGCUGGACCAUUCCAAGAACGCCAAAAUAGCUGACUUUGGGUUGUCAAACAUGAUGUCAGACGGGGAGUUCCUGAGGACCAGCUGUGGAUCUCCCAACUACGCAGCUCCUGAAGUAAUCUCCGGAAGGUUAUACGCUGGUCCUGAGGUGGACAUAUGGAGCAGUGGGGUGAUCCUGUAUGCGUUGCUGUGUGGGACUCUGCCCUUUGAUGACGAACACGUUCCCACACUGUUUAAGAAGAUUAGAGGGGGCGUGUUCUAUAUGCCAGAAUACCUCACUCGGCCCGUCGCUUCCCUGCUGCUGCUCAUGCUGCAGGUCGACCCGCUCAAGAGGGCUACCAUUAAAGACAUUAGGGAACAUGAGUGGUUUAAGCAGGACCUGCCAGGCUACCUGUUUCCUGAGGACCCUUCCUAUGACUCCACCAUUCUGGAUGAGGAGGCAGUCCGAGAGGUGUGCGACAAGUUUGAGAGCACCGAGUCUGAGGUGAUGUCCAGCCUGUACAGCGGAGACCCUCAGGACCAGCUAGCGGUAGCGUACCAUCUGAUCAUAGACAACCGGCGCAUCAUGACCCAGGCCAGUGAGUUCUACCUGGCCUCUAGCCCUCCCCAGGGCUCCUUCAUGGAGGAUGGCAUGUCACUGCCCCCCGGGGUCAAACCACACCCAGAGAGGAUGCCCCCCCUGCUGGUAGACAGCCCCAAGGCGCGCUGCCCGUUGGAUGCCCUCAACACCACCAGAGCCAAACCCCUGGCAGUGAAGAAAGCCAAGUGGCACCUGGGCAUCAGGAGUCAGAGCAGACCCUAUGACAUCAUGGCUGAGGUCUACAGGGCUAUGAGACAGCUACAGUAUGACUGGAAGGUGGUAAACCCGUACCACCUGCGUGUUCGGAGGAAGAACCCAGUAACAGGCAACCUGGUGAAGAUGUGUCUCCAGCUGUACCAAGUAGACAACAGAUCCUACCUGCUGGACUUCAAAAGCAUCGAUGAUGACAUCAUGGACGCAGUAGGGUUUAAGUCGGGCUCUUCCACCCCCCAGAGGUCAGGCUCCACUGCAGGGCUCCACAGACCCAGACUCAGUGUGGACUCAGCCUGUCCUGCCGUGGAUCUCCCCAAGCUCAGCUCCUCUCUGCCUGGGUCGCUGUGCUCCAGCGCUGCCCUCCUCACCUCCACCUCCACCCCCACCCCGCGCCAGGGCAGCCACACUAUGGACUUCUUUGAGAUGUGUGCCAGUCUCAUCACCACGCUGGCCCGCUAGAGACGGUAAACCUCCGCUGGGUAACUAGAGGCCUGGAGUUUUUCCUGGUCAAUGUCAUAUAGUCCGGAAAACCAUCUGAAACAGAACACUGCCCUGAGCCUAUUUAGACCGUUUUAUAUUGGUGUGAUCCUGACCUAAUUCUCCAAGUACUGCAGAACACGCCUCUAACCACAGAUCUAGGGUCAGUUGUUCCCUCCUGGUGUUGUAGGUUUGGGCUAGGCAAGAUCAACUGAUCGUAGAUCUCUGAUUAGACUUCCUGUCUGUCUAGAGAAGGGAUGGGCAACUGUGAUGGGGGUAGGGGCCACAAAAAAUCCGAACUCCUCAUUAGGGGGGUGCCGUGGCUCACGGGACUGCUUACCCACAUCCAGACACACACAUGCAGUCAGCGUUUUGGAGGCCCUAAGCAAAAUUUGGCGAUUUAUAAACAUUUGAGUUUAGUCUUGACAGCGGAAGGAGUUGAUCUGCGGUCCUACAAAAGUGGCCAUGCGACCCGCGCGCCACAAGUUGCCCAUCCCUGGUCUAGAGUCGGUCUGCCAGAGCCAGUCUGGCCGUGGGAAAGGUUAGAGGUCUCACUUGUAGCUCCCAUAUGGCACGUUCACGUGCUCGUCGAAACUAGGAAACUAACAUUUCUAACUGGUUGCAGUUAUGCACGUGCAGCGUUCAACCAGUUAGCAUGUCGGACAUUUACAGAUAAGCGGCGCCUCCCUGACUACUCUCAACCUCCAAUCAGCUCCAGAAUAGCCGUCACUGUAGAACAAACACACUGAGCAUUUUAUAUAUGGUUUUAUAUGGUUUUUGUAACGACACACGUUUUGUUAUCCAUAUUUAUCAUAUAUAUUUAUAUUCCUAUCACUUUGAGUAGUGUAGCAGCUAUUGAUUGUAACAUACAACAAAUGAAGUUAAAGAGAGGAUUGUUGUUAUUAUUAUUUAGAUGCCAUAUUCUUAUUUAUUUUAAAGAGGUUUUGUUUUAGAGGCUCUGUGUGGUACUGAAUAUUGAGUAUUGAAACACUGCUGAUGUUUGAGAAGUAUAUACGGACAUAAGAGAUUUUAGGUGAUGAGAGGUCAUAGAGAGAGAGCCUCCACUCUCCCUCUCUCUCUGACUGGUAAUAUUGUUCUGUGGAUUAGUUAGCAUUGAUGCUACCUGACGGAGGAGGAGGGAAGGGUAUCUGUAGUGAAUCUUUCUCCAGGUGCCUUUUAACACACGUUGUUUCUAGCUUGGUGACUGUUUUUGUUUGCAGAAACGGAAUGGUAGGCAAACUGUUUCUGUGUGUGUGUGUGUGUGUGUGUGUACACUCCUGUGGGUAGAGGACUGACAGACAGGAGCUUGCCAGGGAUUGGCCAGGAGAAGACAUACAGUACUGUAGUUUAUGUGCCAAUGAGAUUUGAGUUCUGAUUAAUAUAACUAAAGAUACAGGAGAGAGGGAAUAGAUAUGACAGAACACUGGAACAAAUCUCCCUUCACCAAUUGUCAAAUGGUUUACAGUAUAUAGUGUUCCAGAGUCCUGUCUGUGUCUCUUGUUCUGCUGGGGCCAGUGAGGGCUGGGCUGAUCUGAUGCAUGCUAGUGUGUCUGUGUUUCUCUGGUCUGUUCUGGUACCGUGAUGGUGGUCUGUUCGGUUUGUUAUUAAAUGUAGAAUCAUUUGUAUCUCUUUUCUUCCCUCCCUCUGGAGUUAUUGGUUUGUGGUGUGUAUUUGCAGUAGUGUGUGUUUCGCUGAGGGAAUUGUAGACCUCUGUUGGGCCAGUUAGAGUCAGAAAAGACACUAAACCUCUCUUCUUUCCUUUUGUUUCCUUGUCAUUUGUUUCCUUGUCAUUCGUUUGUCCUGAGCAGCAGUUCUGUCAUCACAUCUCUAUUCUGAGAGCGUAGUCUGUUUUUGUCUGUGUAUGACACUAUACAUGCAAGACAAUACCCACGUAUGUGUACUCUCAUCUAGUACCGGUUGGACCCACCUUUGUCUCCAGAACAGCCUGAAUUCUUCAGGGGAUUCUACAAGGUGUCAAAGAUUCCACAGUGAUGUUGGUUCAUGCUAAUGCGAUGGCGCCGUGCAAUUUCUGCAGAUUGGACGCCAGUACAUUCAUGCUGCGAACAUCCAUCUCAUCUCUAAUAUGCUCUAAUGGGUUGAGGUCUGGGGACUGACCAGGCCACUCAAAUAAACUGAACUCGCUGUCAUAUUCCAGGGAAUGUUUUUCCACUCCUCGGUUGUUCAGUGUUGGUUAACACGUACCCACCUGAGCCACUUCUUGUUUUUAGCUGAUAGGAGUAGAACCUGGUGUGGUGGUCUGCUGCAAUAGCCAAUCCGUGAUAAGGAUCGACCAGUUUGUUUUCUGACCCACCUGUUGGCUUGCACGAUUCUUGCCCUUCUCCUUCGACCUCUCAUCAAACGAGCUGUUUUCACCUGCAGGGCUGCUGCUGACUGGAUGUUAUCUGUUUCUCCCACCAUUCUCUGUAAACCUUCGUCUGAGAUACUGGACCCGGGGCAUGGCACCGAUGAUCAUACUUCGCUUAAAGUCACUUGUUUUGCCUAUUCUAACGUUCGGUUGAACAGUAACUGAAUGCCUGUUUUAUAUAACAAGCCACAGCCAUGUGACUCCGUGUCUGUAGAAGUGAUCCAUUUUUGUGAACUGGGUGGUGUACUUAAUAAACUGGCAUAUCCCAUUUUUGAGAGAUACUUACAUACUGAGGGUACAAAACAUUAUGAACACCUGCUCAUUCCAUGACAGACUGACCAGGUGAAAGCUAUGAUCCCUUAUUGAUGUAAUUUGUUGAAUCCACUUCAGUCCGUGUAGAUCAGUGGUCACCAACCGGUCACCAAGCAUUUCUGUGGAAAAGCCAGGCCUGAUUUUGUGCGUGUUGCGCUGUUGGUGGUAGGUGCACUUGAUUCAAGCGGACCGGGAGAUCUGUUGCCAAAUCGAGUGCGCCUAAUGUGCUGGCAAUCGAAUAGCUCAAAUUACCGUACAGAGCCUCCUCGACCCCGGCCACAGUCAAAAAGUUUGAUACUAGCCAUGGUAAGAUUGAAUAACCUUUAAAACCACGACCACGGAGAGGCUGUAGAAUAAUGCAGCAGCGCUGCAGUUUGUAUGAGUGUGUUUUAUUCAGCACUGGCAACCCGGCUUUGAUUGAACACUAUGAAACGCUCUUCUCCCUUUUUCCACUCGCGCUGCAAUGAGUUUUUAUCAUUAUUAAUUAGCUUCGUGUUUAUUUUAAUAUGGAGGAGUAUUUCACUUUCUCUGGUCAACCGCAUGAAUUUGUGCCUGAGGCAGACGUGGCGCGACUCGAGUUUCGCCAUCAGGUGGAAGACGGUGUCUCUUUGGUCAGUCUCACCGGAGGAAAGGAAGGAGAAGGCAGUGACCGUGAAAGGAAGGAGAAGGCAGUGUGUGUGGACCCGCUGUGGCUCUCUUCCUCCCUCCCCUGAGAAUAAUGCUCUGUUCAAGACAACUACUCUGGAAAAACGAGAUCCGACUGGGGGAAAUGGUUUUGAACGGUCAUCCAACUUGGAAUUCCUAGUCGGAAACUCGCAUCUUUCUAGAGCUCCGACCUCAAGAUCACGGACGUCGUGAUUUGACCUCGUUUUAUUUUUCUCGAGUUCCCAGCUGUCUUGAAAGCACCAUGGCCAUCAGAUGCAAGUGCUGUACCAUAUAAUUUAUGCUCAGCUGUGCCUUGCAAGUGCUACAAAAACCGAUAUGUUAUCAAAGCUCAAGUUGUGAUAAUGUAUUAGGCCUACAGCAGAAACCUCAUUCCAGCAGAGCUCUUUUUAUUAGGUUGUUACAUUAUAAGUAAUGUAAAAAAAUAAAAAAUAAUUGAGUGGUAGAUCUUGGCUUGCUUUUUGAAUGUGAAAGCGAUCUUGACUCAAAGGUUGGUGACCACUGGUGUAGAUGAAGGGGAGGAGACAGGUUAAAGAAGGAUUUUGAAGCCUUGAGACAUGGAUUGUGUGUGUGUGUGUGUGUGUGUGUGUGUGUGUGUGUGUGUGUGUGUGUG
Messenger RNA from Oncorhynchus gorbuscha (pink salmon), 5898 nucleotides. RefSeq names its product protein kinase, AMP-activated, alpha 2 catalytic subunit (gene prkaa2). Gene Ontology annotation, cellular component: cytoplasm. Gene Ontology annotation, biological process: protein phosphorylation; intracellular signal transduction. The record is from RefSeq and is a predicted model, not a curated record. NCBI's taxonomy places the organism in Eukaryota, Metazoa, Chordata, Actinopteri, Salmoniformes, Salmonidae. Bases 236 to 1927 code for a protein of 563 amino acids. The transcript has 12 exons. Gene Ontology annotation, molecular function: protein serine/threonine kinase activity; ATP binding.